Beauveria bassiana ARSEF 2860 is the source of this 1461-nucleotide messenger RNA. Its product is annotated as flavin-binding monooxygenase, putative. NCBI's taxonomy places the organism in Eukaryota, Fungi, Ascomycota, Sordariomycetes, Hypocreales, Cordycipitaceae. The transcript has a single exon. The record is from RefSeq and is a predicted model, not a curated record. The coding region runs from base 1 to 1461 and encodes 486 amino acids. Gene Ontology annotation, molecular function: NADP binding; N,N-dimethylaniline monooxygenase activity; flavin adenine dinucleotide binding.
AUGGAGAAAGUCGAUUUUGACCUGGCCAUCAUCGGCGCUGGUGUUGCUGGCAUCAAUGCAGCCUAUCGCUUCCAGUCCGAGGGCCCCAAAGGCAUGACCUACGCCAUCUUGGAAAGUCGCAAUGCCAUUGGUGGCACAUGGGACUUGUUCCAGUAUCCUGGCAUCCGGUCAGACUCGGACAUUUUCACUUUUGGCUUCGAAUGGAACCCCUGGCAAAAGCAAGAGACGCUCGCCAUGGGCCCGGAGAUUAAGCAAUACAUGGAACGCUCCGCCAAAGACAAUGGCAUCGACGAGCAUAUCCGGUUCAGACACAAAGUCACAGCUGCUAACUGGAGCCCAAGGAAGAAGUGCUGGGAGUUGACAGUGGUAGUCAACGGUGACGCUGAGAGCCCCGUCUUUUACACGACACGGUUUAUAUACCUUGGCACCGGCUACUACGAUUACGAAGAACCAUUACAGACGACAAUAACAGGUAUAGAAAAAUUUCAGGGCAAAGUCAUUCACCCCCAAUUUUGGCCCAGCGACUACGACUACAAUCGCAAGGAGAUGGUUGUGAUUGGAUCCGGUGCUACGGCUAUCACCAUUGUCCCUACCGUCUCUGACAAAGUCAAGCAUGUCACGAUGCUGCAGCGCAGCCCGACAUAUGUGAUGCCCUUGCCAAAUCGUGGUCUGCUCGUCGUUUUCCUCUUCAAGCUCUUCCCCCGCCGCAUGGCACACUGGCUCAAUCGCUGGGUCUGGAUCAUCCAAGUCUACGCGCUGAUUCAGCUGUGCAGUGUUGCACCUAGUCUUGUCAAAAGAUAUGUGCGCUAUGAAAACGAGAAACAUCUGCCGCCCCGCGUCAGCUGGGAUCCUCACUUUAACCCUCGGUACAAGCCUUGGGAGCAACGCAUGUGCGCUUCCAUGGACGGCGAUUUGUUUGCCGCCUUGAGAAGCGGAAAAGCUAGUGUCGUGACGGACACCAUUGACACCGUGACUGAACGCAGCAUCAAGCUCACCUCUGGUCAGGAGCUGCACCCAGACGUUAUUGUCACAGCGACGGGGCUACGCCUACUUUUCGGCGGCGGCAUCACCUUUACCAAUGACGGAGAGGAAGUCACAGUGGCGGACCGGUUCCUGUGGAGAGCGGGCAUGCUGCAAGACACGCCCAACUUAUUCUUCACCGUCGGAUUUGAAAACGCGUCGUGGACUUUAGGAUGCGACUGCGCAGUCUAUGUCAUGAUUCGUGUCAUCAAACAGAUUGAAGAAGCCAACGGCACAUUUGCGUAUCCGUACAUGGAAAAGGAGCGCGCCGAAGCAAUGUCUCUGCAUCCUCACUUUACGCUUCAGGCGACCUAUCUCAAAGGUGCGUAUGAAAAGAUGCCAAAGGGCGGAACGGGCGUAUGGGCUCCAAGGGACAACUAUAUGCGUGGGCUUUGGCAGGCAAAGUAUGGUGACGUCAAGACAGAUUUGGUCAUAAAAUGA